GCGAGCUGGUACACUAAUCCCUCGGGUUCGGCUGCAUCCCGGCCCUGGGAUAAACUGUCAUGUAUGUCCUGGACAUUUGAAAAUGCUACUUGGACUUGUACAUGUUUUUUUUAAAGUUGUUUUUUAAGGAAAAUGCAAACUAUGGUUCAGCAUGCAGCGCUGUGCACAUCAAGGAAGGUAGCAGCCUAUCAGCACCGCCCGUGAGACCCGGCAACAUAGAAGACCUGCUGCUGCUUCUUCUGACGCCUGAAAUCCAGGAGACCAAAAGAGAACUCGCUGCUCCUCGGGAGGAUUAUGUCAUUAUAGCUGACAACUUGAGCUCCUUCAGCAAACAAAGGCUACCAGACAGAGUCCCUCCUGCUGCGCCCACGUAGGCAGGAAUCAUGGAUGACCCCUACCACAACAAUGUGAACCAGCAGAUGACUGAGGGCGGAGAAUACACCUACACUCAAGAUGGAGGAGGCCACGACGGCUACCCUUACCAGACGGACUACCCCCAACAGGACGAGGAUGCUGCCAGUGACGCCACCGAGGGGGCAGACGAAGACGAUCAGAUGUACGAGGGGGAAUAUCAGGGCAUCCCCCACCCCGAUGAGAUCAAGGAGGCACGGCGGGCCGCCCGGUUGGAGGCCAAGAGGAAAGCUCGCCUGGCUGCGCAGCAGGAGGAGGAGGGGGGCGAGGAAAGCCUGCCGGAGCAGUAUGAGUCCAUCAUGGAGGACUGUGGCCACGGGCGCUUCCAGUGGAUGCUCUUCCUCGUGCUUGGCCUCGCACUGAUGGCCGACGGCGUAGACGGCUUCGUGGUGGGCUUCGUCAUGCCCAGUGCUGAGAAAGAUAUGUGCAUAUCCAAUUCAGACAAGGGACUCUUGGGUCUGCUGGUGUACGUUUCCAUGAUGGUGGGUGCCUUGGUGUGGGGCGGUCUGUGCGACAAGAUGGGGAGGAGGAAGUGUCUCAUCUACGUCCUGACCAUCGACCUGGUCUUCUCCUUCCUGUCCUGCUUUGCUCAGGGUUACGGCUUCUUCGUCUUCCUCAGGUUCUGCUCCGGCUUUGGAAUUGGCGGAUCCAUCCCAAUCGUGUACACCUACUUCACUGAGUUCCUGCAGAUGGACAAGCGUGGAGAACAUCUGAGCUGGCUCUGCAUGUUCUGGAUGCUGGGAGGCCUGUACGCCUCCUUCACCGCCUGGGGAAUCAUUCCUCACUAUGGCUGGGGCUUCGCCAUUGGCACCCAGUUUCAGAUCCACAGCUGGAGACUGUUCAUGUUCGUGUGUCUCUUCCCCGCGCUGGCUGCGCUCAUUGGGGUCGUCUUCAUGCCGGAGAGUCCACGUUUCCUGCUGGAGAAUGCCAGACACGAUGAGGCGUGGAUGAUCCUGCGAAAGGUUCAUGACACCAACUGGAAAGCCAAGGGGGAACCGGAGCGGGUCUUCACGGUUACAAACAUUAAGACGCCACAAACCCAGGAGGACGAGUUCAUUGAGAUCCAGAGUGACACCGGAACCGCCUUCCAGCGCUGGACAGUCCGAAAAAUGACCAUGCUGCAGCAGGUGAUGGCCAACGUGAUGUCUUUAUCUGCUCCAGAGCUCAGGCUCCAAGGCCUGUUUCUGGUCAUCGUCUGGUUCUGCAUGGCUUUCAGCUACCACGGGCUGGGAGUGUGGUUCCCUGACAUGAUAAAGUACAUGCAGUACGAGGAGUACGAGUCCAAGGUCCGAGUGUUUCACCGAGAACGCGUGGAGCGCUUCCACUUUAACUUCUCCCUGGUCAACCAAGUCCACCGCGAGGGAGAGUACAUCCAUGACAAGUUUGCAAACAUCGAGAUUAAGUCGGUCAAGUUCGAGGACUCGCUUUUUGAGAACUGCUACUUUGAGGACAUCAGAUCGACCAACACGUUCUUCGAGAACUGCACAAUCAAAAACACCGUCUUCUAUAACACAGACUUGUGGCAGGAAAAGUUCAAAAACUGUCGAAUGGAAAACACCACCUUCCUCCAUCCAAAGAAAGGCUGUCAUCUAAAUUUCCAGGAGGAAAACGACAUUGUGAUCUAUCUGGUCAGCUUCCUGGGAAGUUUGGCUGUGCUGCCUGGCAACAUCAUCUCAGCACUUUUCAUGGACAAGAUAGGGAGGAUCCGAAUAAUAGGUGGUUCUAUGCUGGUAUCGUCGGCCUGUACUUUCCUGCUGCUCCUAAGCUUCAGUCAAGGAGCUGUAAUCUGUUGGCAGUGUCUUUUCUAUGCUGUCAGUGUGGCAGCCUGGAAUGGGCUGGAAGUCAUUUCAGUGGAGCUCUACCCCUCCUCUAAAAGAGGGACAGCGUUCGGUAUCCUGAACGGGAUCUGUAAGUUUGCAGCCAUCAUCGCCAGCUUCAUCUUUGCAGCCUUCAUCGGCAUCACCAAAAUCAUCCCCAUCUUCCUGGCCUUUAUCGCGCUGGUCUGUGGAGGUCUGGUGGCUCUUAAGCUGCCUGAAACGCGGGAGAAAAUCCUCUCUUGAACAGCCAAACUUCCUGCUGCUUCGCCUCCCCAGACGCAACUUGGGAGGGGAGGGGGGGAGUGCGUCCCGAUGAAAGAUUAAAGGCGCUAUGUUGUGUGGUUUGUAUUCAUGCGGUUACUUAUUUAAAAGAGUCGAAAACCUGUACGGUGGCCUACGUCAACCUGUGGUUGCUCUCUGCUGCCGGGGAGCUCCUCAGGCUGCCCAGCGUUUCUGUCACAACAUAUCAGUCUAGUCUUUGUCAUCCUCUGUCAUCCCACUCUUUGUUCACACACAUCUGUCCUGUCUGGGGUUUGUGUAAAAGAUUAAAACAACGUGUCUGUGUUUGAACGGUUGUGUAGAUCACGUUACCAUUGUUGUGCUUUGGUUUCAUUCCUUCUUGAUGAGAGAGAGAGAAAGAGAGAGAGAGAUGACUUUUAGCGAUAACUUGAAAAUAAUGAGACUUACUGCUAAGUCACAGCGGCAAUAUUACCGUUACUCUGAAAAGAAAACCCCACCGUGAGCACUCACCCAAUGUUUAUUCAGAGCAGUUCUGUGAUGUCUGUAGUCUGUGUCGGCCAGUUUGUUCUCUUUAGGUAAGGUUGUCUCACCGACCAACUUAUUAAACAUAGAUCUUACGUUCUAACUGAUUUGAGCCCUCCUCAGUUUUCCCUGCUGAUCCAGAUCCAAGCAGACCAAGCUCUGUGACUCUGAGAUGUCCUGUUUGUCCUCCAUUGUAGAGCUGUGUGUUGAUGGUGUUGUUUAUGUAGUAUCAGAGUCUUUAUCUGUCACAUCUUGCCAUGACAAAGUGUAAGGAACUGUCUUUUUUUUGUCUUUUUCUAAAGAAAAAGAGAGAGAGAACAAUGCAAAACUGUAAGAUUAGAUGUUUUCACAUGAUGCUCUCAUUUCAACACUCUGAUGAAGAACUGAUCUGCAGAACUUGCUGCAUUUCUAACAUGUGUCAAGAUUUUUUGUGUGGAAUUGUACUAAUAUGGUAUGACUGGCAUAUGCGUGCGAGUUUGUGUGUGUGUGUGUGUGUGUGUGUGGCUGUUAUCAACAUGUCUGGGAACUUACUGAGACACAGUCUAGCAUUACUCUAUUUGUUGUUGUACAUAUAGACCUGUGUAAAUUAGUUGUACCAUAGUAGUUGUAUCAUGACUUGAAUAAAGCUGAGGGACGUAA
Fundulus heteroclitus (mummichog) is the source of this 3629-nucleotide messenger RNA. It is a transcript of the gene sv2ba, whose product is annotated as synaptic vesicle glycoprotein 2Ba. Bases 384 to 2471 code for a protein of 695 amino acids. Gene Ontology annotation, cellular component: membrane. The record is from RefSeq and is a predicted model, not a curated record. Gene Ontology annotation, molecular function: transmembrane transporter activity. The transcript is spliced from 13 exons. Gene Ontology annotation, biological process: transmembrane transport; chemical synaptic transmission. Lineage: Eukaryota; Metazoa; Chordata; Actinopteri; Cyprinodontiformes; Fundulidae.